CGCUGAUAUUGCUGGUUGAUGUGAGGUGUGAGGGCUCUUGCUUUCUCAUUUUUUAAUCGUAAAGGUACCACUACCAGGUAGCUAUUAGUGUAUCCAUCCACAAAACCCAUCACCACGAUGAGCGAUCCUACUACAUCAUGUACUACUACCAAUAAUAGCCGCAGGGUAUCGACCAUGAAGAAGCGAUACGCCAACUUGGCUCCUGGUCUGGCAGCCAAAGCGGGUGUCGUCGAAGAACCCCGCCGAUCCGUCAUCUUGGAGAUGGAGCGCAUCCCUUCUUUUCGUCGGCUCAAUGGCGAUUCGUUAUUUGAAGAACCCCUGGAAUCCUCUACGGCUGGUCCAUCAUCCGGAGCCGCACCGGAAGACAAUGGAUUCAUUGUUCGACGGUCGGGCGUCAAGGGACCACGAAGGACGACUGUCACCAACCGACGAACGGGUCAUCACGAACGACGACAUCAACGCAGUUCCAAGCGAGACAAUAAUAACCGCCGCAAGCGCGGUUCUAUUCAGAUUCCAGAAACCAAGGUGAUGGUGCAACGGGUCAGUCCUCAAGAGGAUGCCUUGUUCAUGGACGAAUCCUGCAAAACGUUAAACACGGAAACCACCGCCUCCACGACGUCGACACACAGCUCUCUGGAGGACUCGCUCAUUUUUGCGACGUCCUCCAGUGAGUUGGAGUUUGAUGACAACGACGACGACUUUUUCCGUGUCAUGGACGAGUUUGUCGAAGAUCGAGAUCGAAAUCACAAAUCUUGCGGUGAGAUGCACCUUAUGAUGAUGGACCAAAGCAGUAGCAGUCUAGAGGGACCCUUGUCGGCGUCAUGCUCGAGCUUGAAGUACCGCAAUCUUGGUCAACGGGUCCAAGCGGCACAUGCCAUUGUGGCCGACGAAGUCCACUUUGUCCCUCCCAACACAAAUCCAUCCGAUCUGAUGCCUUUGGUAGAGACCAAUAACCGACACAGCAACAACAGCAGCACUGCCAAAGAGAAUUCCACCAGAUCUCGUCGAUCUACUCGACCGGGACGUCGUGGUCGCCGAUCUCGUUCCUUGACCACCGAGGAUGAUUUCCGAGGUCCACGAAAGCCAAUGCCUUUGAACAAGAAGUCUUCGUCCGAUCCCACCGUGCAAAAGGACAGUACCACCAGUCAUCACUCUCGUCGAUCCGGACGUCGCAGCAGCCUCGGAGGAUCAUCCCCACAACUCGUCAUGGACGAUGAGACCUUGUCGGAUGCCCUGCAACUCCUCGAGGUGGUACAAAAGAGCGAUGACUACGGGUUGAAGAAAAAUAAGCAACAGAUGACAACAAAGGAUGACAAGUUGUCCUCGUUGCCACCCCAGUGGAGUCUACCCAAGCUCUUGUCGCGUGGUCAUCGACGCACCCUACAGUUGAAACGACAGCAACAGCAAGAAGAAAUGUGUCAACAAUUCUUUGGUGAACAAUAAUAAACAAACAAGGGAAAAGCCAAAGAAUUGAUGAAACUGAACCUAUACUAGUAGCUAGACCUGCAAAGAAUAAGUUAGAAAGGUGAUCGAAUUUUUG
This is a messenger RNA of Seminavis robusta, 1540 nucleotides long. NCBI's taxonomy places the organism in Eukaryota, Bacillariophyta, Bacillariophyceae, Naviculales, Naviculaceae. The record is from the annotation of a GenBank genome assembly.